This is a messenger RNA of Purpureocillium takamizusanense, 4046 nucleotides long. RefSeq names its product phosphate system positive regulatory protein pho81. The transcript has 8 exons. Bases 923 to 3958 code for a protein of 1011 amino acids. The record is from RefSeq and is a predicted model, not a curated record. Gene Ontology annotation, biological process: lipid metabolic process. Gene Ontology annotation, molecular function: protein binding; phosphoric diester hydrolase activity. Lineage: Eukaryota; Fungi; Ascomycota; Sordariomycetes; Hypocreales; Ophiocordycipitaceae.
CAGCACCAGCACCAGCGCCCGGUACCACCAUCAGCUGCGAGAGGGCAGCCCACGAUGAACGACUAGUUAUUAGACGGCAGCCGUUGGAAACCUCGACGCAAGUCACACGCCCCCGCUUCCAAAGUAACAUACACGAGCUGGACCGUCCCUGUUGCGAAGAGGUACUACGUGAGUGGGAGGAACCACGGCAAGGGACGCUUCGAGCCAGCUUGCUUGUCCACCUGCCUGGCCGUAUGCUGUUCGCCGCGCCACAUACUACCGUGCCUACCCAUUACUACUACUAUCACCACCACUACUACUACUCACGGCUGGCGGUGGUGACGCUGGGAAAGCCGUUGCGACGUCCUAUCCACUCCCGGAGCCGCGGACGGGAUCCAGCGCCGAUCUGCCUGCACGACCGCGACACGGCCGUCUCACUCAUUUCGGCCUGCAGACAAGACGCUUCACUCGUUGCUGCUAGUACUACUACCGCUGCUUCCCUUGCCGCCACUCGGCUGCCGCUCCUGAAAGCAGUCACCGAGCCAGCUUGCAAGACCGUGCCGCCCGCUGCAUACGACUACUAGCGAGCCACGGCGCACCACCAACCGUCGGGCUGCAACGUCCAUCCCGCUGCCGAACGACUCGUCGGCUUCCAUCUCCGUGCUGUGCCCCGCAGCCUUCCCUCCGCAUUGGUUCGCUGCCAAGUCCCUUGCUGGUGUCAUGCCUUAGGACCUUGGGUUGCCACCAGCACUCGCGACUCAUCCCCCUCUCAACGCGCGUGCUCGACGAGGGGCAGGAGGCAAUACCGCCUUGACCACCCUCCUCGUGGCCCAGCAGCGCUCGCCCUGCAAAAGCUCUCUCCACCUCUGGCCUUGUGCCAUCUGUCGGCAGACAUUUCAUCAGUGCUACCGUCUCGCUGCCGCCGGUGGCUCUGUGCCCCAACAUGAAGUUCGGCAAGCAGAUCCAGAAGCGCCAGCUUGAGGUCCCCGAAUAUGCCGCCAGCUUUGUCAACUACAAGGCCCUGAAAAAGCUCAUCAAGAAACUCUCUGCGACUCCAACCCUAGCUGCCCAGAAUGAUGUCUUGCGAUCUGCCACACCUGUGGACUCGCAAGCAGCCCUUCAGGCGAACAAGGCCACAUUCUUUUUCCAAUUGGAACGCGAGCUCGACAAAGUAAAUGCCUUCUAUCUCCAGAAGGAAGCUGAGCUCAAAAUUCGGCUGAAGACACUACUCGACAAAAAGAAAGUGCUGCAGACACGCCAAGGAAUCUCGCGACGCUCAUCCAAGUUCACAACCUUGGAGGAAGGGUUCCAACAAUUUGCCACGGAUCUCAACAAGCUCCAGCAAUUUGUCGAGAUCAAUGGCACCGCCUUCUCCAAGAUCCUAAAGAAAUGGGACAAGACGUCAAAGUCAAAGACCAAAGAGCUCUACCUUUCGCGGGCCGUCGAGGUCCAGCCCUUUUUCAACGCCACCGUCAUAAGUGAGCUCUCCGAUCAGGCCACGACCAGCCUCCAGGAGCUCGGUGCCUGGUCAGAUGGAAUCCAAGUCAACUUCCAGACGUCUGGCCACGUCGUCACGAGUCAGCACUUCGUGGGUACCGAUGAGGGCGAUGCCGACACCCUCCUGCUCGACACCGUCAUAACGGGCAACCUGGAGUCGCUGCGGGAUUUGCUUGCUAAAAUGCAGUCUGCUAGCGAUGUGAGCGACGGCGACAACUCCCUGACAGAUCGUGUCACUCGGACAUUCUUGACGGCCAUCCAUGACGCCCCGCAGACAGCCCUGCAGGUGCUGCUCGACACCGGCCUCGUAGACCUUCACUCUUACGACGACAUCAAUGAACGCAACUGCCUUCACCAAGCAGCAAUCUACGGCAAACAGUAUGUCCUCGAUUGGGGCCUCAAGGCUGGGGUAGCUGUCGGCCGCACGGAUGUGUAUGGGAGAGUUCCGCUGCAUUAUGCCAGCUUGCAUGGGCGCCUGCCGAUGCUGGAAGUGCUCUUGGAUGCGAAUCUCUCAACGAUUGACCUCAUUGACCACGACAAUUUCACCCCCCUAAUCCAUGCCAUAAUUCACGGUCAUCUCAACUGCAUUGAACAUCUACUCGCCAAGUCGGCACGCAUCGAUCCCACCUCGGAUACUGACCAUGUCCCCCUCAACCUUGCAUGCGAGCACGGGUCCGAGCCAGUCGUCGAGAUGCUGCUGAAGCACGGGGCCAAGAUAGUGCCAGAUGCCGAAGGCCUCUACCCCCAGCACCUGGUCGCGCGAGCCGGGAAGUCGUCGCAGCUGCUUCUGCUUCUGAAGCAGUAUGGAGCGGACCUCGACCAGAUCGAUAAAUUGUACGGCUGGACGCCGCUCGUGCACGCGGCCAGCGAAGGCAACGUCGACUGCCUUCAAGCCCUGCUCAAGGUUGGCGUCGAUGUGAAUAUCGUCGACGAAAAGGACCUGCCAGCCAUGUACUACGCGGCCUGGGAAGGCCACCUGGCCUGCAUGAAGCUGCUCACACCGUUCAACACCCGCAUCAGGGCCAGCCCCCUGGUGGCACAGCCGUCUCUUGGGCCAAUGGACAGCAGCAGCGCGCCGCUGCCCAUGUCAUUGGAUCCGGAUGCAAUUCCGGUUCUCGAGCUGCCGCCGCCGAUCAUCCCGCUGCGCCGCUAUGGCCACAAUUUCUUGGACACCAAGACGGUGGUGCAGAUCAACUUCGACGAGGGCAAGGAGCAGCCUUUGAUAUUCUUCCAAGACGGCAAGUAUCCGGCUGCUCGCCUGACCAUCUCCUCCAAAGUCUCCGACCUAAUCCCAAAGAACAUUAUCCUACCCUUCCAAGAAGAUACCCGAACCGUUUCCUUUCAGGUCGACAACCUCGACACCUUUUCUUUGGAUUUUGAUGUCUUCCCCACCUACGGCGCCAAGGUCAUUGCUAAGACGGUGGUGCUACCCUCGGCGUUUAAGACGCAGCAGGGCAGCUCGAGCUGCUGCCUUCCGCUGUUCGACCCUCGGCUGCGGGCCAUUGGGCAGAUCAGCUUCAGCACGCAGGUCAUCAAGCCUUUCCGCGGCCAGCCCCUCGAAAUCACAGACUUUGAGACGUACUGGAAAGCUACGAGCCAGUUCAACCAGCCGACCAACGCCGUCGUCACUGGGUCGAGCCUGUCUGGCGACUAUGUUCGGCUUUUUGUGCAAUACACGAGCGACGGCGUGCCGGUCGUGUGGCCCCAGUGGACCAUUGCCUGUGGCGGCUUGCAAAUACCGGUAUGCAGGCUGUCCUUGGAGCAAUUCGCUGCCAUCACGGCGCAGAGCACGAGCCGUGCCGCGCUGGCUGGCCUUCCCUCAAAAACGGUCGAGAAUAUUGCGGAGAUCUAUCACACAUUGGCCACGGCCGGUGUCACACUCAAGGAAGCUCUGUCUAUCCUGCCUCGCGGAGUCCACGUCAACCUUCAGGUUCUCUAUCCGUCUGCAGAAGAGGAGAGGAUGCUGGCGCUAGGCCCGGCCCUCGACGUCAACGUUUUCGUUGACUCCAUCCUGACGGCAGUCUUUGACCAUGCGCGAGCUCAGAGGGCGCAGUUCCAGUCCCCCGAGGUGGCACGGUCCAUGGUCUUCUCCAGUUACAACGCCCGACUGUGCACGGCGCUGAACUGGAAGCAGCCUAACUUCCCAGUCUUCCUCUGCAACGAUCUAGGCAGGGAAGAGAAUCUCGUUGGCCCAAGCAAGCUGUCGAACAGCGGGCGCAGGAGCACGUCAAUCAAGGAGGCGGUACGGAUCGCGCAGAGCAAUAACUUCAUGGGCCUGAUGUGCUAUUCUCGGCUCUUGGAGAUGGUGCCCGCGCUCGUCGAUGCAGUCAAGUCUCACGGGCUGGCGCUGGUGAUGGACAAGUCCAACGACUCGCCGGACACGAGCCCGUUGACGGAACCGUUCCCUCGCCCGCCCAAAGGGGUGGAUGGCGUUUUGAAGAAUCACGGCAUUUUGCGGUUCAAUGACUCGAUAGACAUGUAGACGUGGGGAGACGACGGAUCAACAGCACAAAAUGAUGAAAUGGCAGCGGCUUGAUAGUAGAGAGUUAAUGUACGUGUUGCGAAUCGUC